GGAAGGCUUUUUACUCGCAAACUUGGUUUUUUGCAGGUCCGACGUGCACCUGUUUCACCGCUGCAACCAACUUUGGACAACUACUCUCCAGCCUUUUCCGGUAAUGAGACACUAGGGUUCAGUUUUGGACGUUCAAUAUCGUUUCCGUUUCAGCAGUCAUCCGGUUCUAGCCAGUUCGUGAGCAGUAACGGGAUCGGAAACGUACUGGGAAGCGAAUUGGGAAGUGGAAUGGGAAGUGGCAUGUCGCAAACGGGAUUGAAUGUACCAGCCAUGCCAUUGCUCCUCAGCGGUGAAAAUGGCACACCUGAGGCUAUAAAUGCCUUACGAAAUCAACAGUAUCUGGCACAACUCGCCCGUCAUCAGUCUGAAUUAACUCGUUACAAUGCGAAACAACUGGAGUAUCUCGAUCAACAACGGCGUUACCAACAAUCAAUGAUCGAUCAUCAGGCUGGGGCUGCGCUGCUCAUGCAGAAACAGCAGCAGGACAUAAUAAACGAGCAACUGAAACAGGUUCAGUCGUCUUUUGGGCGAAGUGAUUCACUCGGAAACGAUAAUACAGUGGGAGGAAGGGCUUUGAGGAUAAUUAAAAUGCUUAUUCAAGGGCUGACCGAUGACGACAUUAUUACGAACGAUCAGCAUUUGAGGGAGUACUUCAAGGAAAAGUAUGGAAUUGAACUGCCCGCCGAAGCAAGUGAAUUGACAAUUGAAGAGCGGGAAACCCUUAGAGCGCUGAAGAAGGUUCUAUCAGAAAACAAGGAAUCGGCAAUCGAUAAAGGUGUUUUCAAAACGAUGGACUCUUUUAGAAGCAAAAUGCGAUCACCGCAAUCGCAUCAUCGAUCAGCUUCGAAGCAGACUUCGAAUAAGACAUCUUACCCUGGGAGCUGCCCACAGUGUAUUCCUCAUAAUAUCACAAUGAUGAGAGGCGGAUGGACUCAGUUGUAUGGAAAUCCAAACGUUAUUCGACAAACGUUCGGAGCCAUUAUGAGCCUUGAAAGUGCACGAUCCACAAAUGGAAAGAUGACAUUUAGUUCAAAGAAAACGGCGUGUGUUGGACUUGAAAUUGGACAUUAUUACAAGGGUUCAGCAGAAUUGAAUAUGUACUACAGGGACGAUGCCGAAGGAAAUGAGCUUCAUGAGGAAACAAGAUACGAGUACAUGGUUUUCUCUGAGACUUCGGGUAAAAACGCUUGCAGGUCGUAUCACGCGUUUGCUCGCAAUACGGACGAGUUCAAUCGGCGGUUCUUCGAUGACGUGUCCGAGUUCAUGAAAACUGUGAGUGCCUACAACGGUUAUCUCAUUUCUCCACUCCCUAGCACUUUCCCCGAUUGA
Messenger RNA from Haemonchus placei, 1329 nucleotides. The record is from the annotation of a GenBank genome assembly. Lineage: Eukaryota; Metazoa; Nematoda; Chromadorea; Rhabditida; Trichostrongylidae.